Messenger RNA from Dendronephthya gigantea, 795 nucleotides. RefSeq lists its product as uncharacterized. The transcript has a single exon. The record is from RefSeq and is a predicted model, not a curated record. Bases 1 to 795 code for a protein of 264 amino acids. Lineage: Eukaryota; Metazoa; Cnidaria; Anthozoa; Malacalcyonacea; Nephtheidae.
AUGAUACUACACGUGUUUCUGGCGGCGAAGUCGCGAAUUGGUCUGACGAAGAACUCGUUGAAAAAGGUCCUCGGAAAAGCGAAUGUCAGCUUAGAAGAACUCCAAACGAUCUCCACCGAAACGGAAGCAAUCCUCAAUGAUCGCCCUCUAACACACAUGUCAUCAGAACUCAACGACGAAGGACCACUAACACCGUCACAUCUACUCUAUGGUCGGAGAAUCACCACAUUACCCCACCUACUCUGCGAAGACGACGAGAUCGAUGACCCUACCUACGAACCCGAACCCAGCAACAUCGACACGCAAGGAAAACGUAGAUCCCACCUAAUCCAACACUUUUGGAAACGUUGGCGCCAAGAAUACUUGACGAGCCUACGCGAGUUCCACAGAACAACUGGAAACAACACAACCGAGAUAUGUGUUGGUGAUGUAGUUCAAGUACACGACGACACGAAACGCAUUAACUGGAGACUCGCUGUAGUAGAAAGUUUGAUCAAAGGAGGAGAUGGACUAGUACGAGCAGCAAAUAUUAAGACGAGCACUGGUCGCACCAACAGACCAAUCACCAAACUCUACCCACUCGAAGUUAGGUCUAACUCCACAGCAACAGAAGAAACACAGACCACCUUCGACAAGGAUCUCGAUGAAGAGAAUCCCUCAACAAAUCCACAACCACAUGACGUUACCGGCGGAAAGUCAAGCAGACCUGUACGAGCAAAAGCACAACAGGCAAAGGAGAAAUUGAAACAUUGGACAUCCAUACUCUCGCGCCCCCCGGAGGAUGUCAUGAAUUGA